AUGAUGAUGGCAAGAAAGCAAGAUGUGCGCAUCCCCACCUAUCACGUUAGCGUGGUGGGCUUAUCCGGCACGGAGAAAGAGAAGGGGCAGUGCGGCAUCGGGAAAUCCUGCCUUUGCAACCGGUUCGUGCGGCCGAGCGCCGACGAGUUCCACUUGGACCACACGUCGGUUCUCAGCACCAGUGACUUUGGGGGAAGGGUGGUCAAUAACGACCAUUUCCUCUACUGGGGGGAAGUCGUGCGGUCCCUGGAGGACUGCGUCGAAUCGUCGGCCGAAAAGCUCAUGUACUUUUGCACUGAUCAGCUCGGGCUGGAGCAGGACUUUGAGCAGAAACAGAUGCCCGACGGGAAGCUGCUGGUGGAUGGUUUCCUCCUGUGCAUUGACGUCAGCCGAGGCAUGAACAGGAACUUCGACGAUCAGCUCAAAUUCGUGUCGAACCUUUACAACCAGCUGGCGAAAACCAAGAAGCCCAUCGUGGUGGUGCUGACCAAGUGCGACGAAGGCGUCGAGCGGUACAUUCGGGAUGCGCACACUUUCGCCUUAAGCAAAAAGAACCUGCAGGUCGUGGAGACGUCGGCGAGGUCCAACGUCAACAUCGACCUGGCGUUCAGCACCUUAGUGCAGCUGCUCGACAAAAGCCGGGGCAAGGCUAAAAUCAUCCCCUACUUCGAAGCGCUGAAGCAGCAGAGCCAACAGAUCGCCGCCGCGAAAGACAAGUACGAGCGUCUCUACUGGGCGCACCUGCAGAAGCUGAGGAACGAGAGGAAGAGGGCGGAGAUGCGGAGGGCUUUCAAGGAAAACCUGGAGACCUCGCCCUUCAUCACGCCGGGGAAGCCCUGGGAGGAGGCGCGAAGCUUCAUCAUGAACGAGGAUUUUUACAUGUGGCUGGAGGAGUCGAUUUACAUGGACAUCUACAGCAAGCACCAAAAACAGAUCAUCGAGAAGGCCAAGGAGGAGUUUCAGGAGCUGCUCUUGGAGUACUCGGAGCUCUUCUACGAGCUGGAGCUCGACGCG
Messenger RNA from Apaloderma vittatum (bar-tailed trogon), 1014 nucleotides. RefSeq names its product rho GTPase-activating protein 35-like. The record is from RefSeq and is a predicted model, not a curated record. The transcript has 3 exons. The annotation marks the transcript as partial. NCBI's taxonomy places the organism in Eukaryota, Metazoa, Chordata, Aves, Trogoniformes, Trogonidae. Gene Ontology annotation, molecular function: GTPase activity; GTP binding.